CCGGGCGCCGGGCCCCCAGUCCUGGGAGCGGGGCGGCCUAUCCCCCACCCUCCUCCGCGUCCCUUUCUCCUCCCGCUCCUCCUCUUUCUCCUCCUCCUCCUCUUUCUCCUCCUCCUCUUUUUCCUCCUCCUCCUCCUCCUCACCUCGACUCGUCUCUGCGCUCCCGCUUCCGAGCCCGCAGCCUUCCCCAGCAGAUGCCGGGGACUCGGACCCCGCACCCUGAGAGUCUUUGUUAAUGGAUGUGGUGGCCCGAGGCACCACGACCCGGAGGAGCAGGUUGAAAAGAUCCGAUGGCAGCACCACUUCGACCAGCUUCAUCCUCAGACAGGGUUCCGCGGAUUCCUACACGAGCAGGCCCUCGGACUCCGAUGUCUCCUUGGAAGAGGACAGGGAAGCGAUCCGGCAGGAGAGAGAGCAGCAGGCGGCCAUCCAGCUGGAGAGAGCAAAGUCCAAGCCUGUAGCCUUUGCUGUGAAGACGAACGUGAGCUACUGUGGCGCCCUGGACGAGGAUGUGCCUGUCCCAAGCACGGCCAUCUCCUUCGAUGCCAAGGACUUUCUGCACAUUAAAGAGAAGUAUAACAAUGACUGGUGGAUAGGAAGGCUGGUGAAGGAGGGCUGUGAGAUUGGCUUCAUCCCAAGUCCACUCAGAUUGGAGAACAUCCGCAUUCAGCAAGAACAAAAAAGAGGACGUUUUCACGGAGGGAAGUCCAGUGGAAAUUCUUCUUCAAGUCUUGGAGAAAUGGUAUCAGGGACAUUUCGAGCAACACCCACAUCAGCAGCCAAACAGAAGCAAAAAGUGACGGAGCACAUUCCUCCCUACGAUGUUGUGCCAUCCAUGCGCCCGGUGGUGUUAGUGGGGCCGUCACUGAAGGGUUAUGAGGUAACAGACAUGAUGCAGAAAGCCCUCUUUGAUUUCCUGAAGCACAGGUUUGAUGGGAGGAUAUCAAUAACGAGAGUGACAGCUGACAUUUCUCUUGCUAAGAGGUCUGUCCUAAAUAAUCCCAGCAAGAGAGCAAUAAUUGAACGUUCGAACACUCGGUCCAGCCUAGCGGAAGUACAAAGUGAAAUUGAAAGAAUCUUUGAGUUGGCAAGAUCUUUGCAACUGGUUGUUCUUGAUGCAGACACCAUCAAUCACCCAGCACAACUUAUAAAGACGUCUUUAGCACCAAUUAUUGUUCAUGUAAAAGUCUCAUCUCCAAAGGUUUUACAGAGGUUGAUUAAAUCUAGAGGAAAGUCCCAAAGUAAACACUUAAAUGUGCAACUGGUGGCAGCUGAUAAACUUGCACAGUGCCCUCCAGAAAUGUUUGAUGUUAUACUGGAUGAAAACCAGCUGGAGGAUGCGUGCGAACACCUGGGCGAGUACCUGGAGGCAUACUGGCGCGCUACCCACACAACCAGUAGCACCCCUAUGACCCCGCUGCUUGGAAGGAAUUUGGGCUCCACAGCUCUCUCACCAUAUCCCACAGCAAUUUCUGGGUUACAGAGUCAGCGCGUGAGGCACAGCAACCAUUCCACAGAGAACUCUCCAAUUGAAAGACGAAGUCUAAUGACCUCUGAUGAAAAUUAUCACAACGAAAGGGCUCGGAAGAGCAGGAACCGCUUGUCUUCCAGUUCCCAGCAUAGCCGAGAUCAUUACCCUCUUGUGGAAGAAGAUUACCCUGACUCAUACCAGGACAGUUACAAACCCCACAGGAACCGAGGAUCACCGGGGGGCUAUAGCCAUGACUCCCGACAUAGGCUUUGAGUCUGCAAGAAGCAAACAAACAAACAAAAAUUCAUCUGUUGACAAUUUGCCAUAGCACUGCUAGGAUAAACCAGUCAUCUUAACUUGGCAAGUACAGCACAGUAUUUACUGUGUUUAUGGGCUGCUGUCAUUUGAUGCUAAAUAAGGGGCAAAAAAAAAAAAGAAAAGAAAAAAAAGUACAUCAUGCCCUUAAGUCUAGAUGGAUAUUAGAUGCCCAAUCAUAUAGAUAUUUUUAAGUGCAACAUUUACAUAACAGUACCUUUGUUUUCUUCAUUAGAUUUAGACACAUCAAUUUGUAAGUUAGGGUACUUAUCAAGGCACAUAUAAAAUAA
Molecule: messenger RNA, 2076 nt
Organism: Myotis lucifugus (little brown bat)
Lineage: Eukaryota; Metazoa; Chordata; Mammalia; Chiroptera; Vespertilionidae
Gene: CACNB4
Product: calcium voltage-gated channel auxiliary subunit beta 4
Exons: 14
Coding region: 236-1744 (502 amino acids)
Biological process (GO): calcium ion transmembrane transport; neuromuscular junction development; chemical synaptic transmission
Cellular component (GO): voltage-gated calcium channel complex
Molecular function (GO): high voltage-gated calcium channel activity; protein binding
Source: RefSeq, a predicted model, not a curated record